This is a messenger RNA of Syzygium oleosum, 2159 nucleotides long. RefSeq lists its product as uncharacterized. The record is from RefSeq and is a predicted model, not a curated record. Lineage: Eukaryota; Viridiplantae; Streptophyta; Magnoliopsida; Myrtales; Myrtaceae. The coding region runs from base 311 to 1804 and encodes 497 amino acids. The transcript has 3 exons.
UCGUCCUCCUCUCUCUCUCUCUCUCUCUCUCUCUUCGCAGCUUCCCUUAUAUGUACGCAACUCUUGCGCCUCCAGUCUCUCCUUUCCAGCUCCACCUUUUACACCAAAGUUGCAACCACCCUCCUCUUCCUUUCCGGUGCAGAAAUUGAUACGCCGUCCACGCACAGCUUUCCAGCUAUCCCUCCUCUCCUCCUCCUCCUCCAUAUCAACUCCUCCCUUUCUUGCAAAGUUCUGUCUCUGUCUCUCUGUCUCUGUCUGUCUCUGCAUAGUCGUUUCUCGUGGAGUCUCUCUCUGGUUUCCAGCGACGAAGAUGAUGGCCGAGAAGCACCUGCACGAAUUGCUCCGGGAAGACCAAGAGCCCUUCCAUCUCCGGAGCUACGUCUCGAGCAGGCGCAAGAAUUGCCUGCUCAGGAGCCCCAAGAAGCGACGACCCAUCUCGCAAAACUCGAACUUUGGCCAUAGUUUCUGCAGAAACCCGUGCUUUUUCGCCUCCUCCCCAGACCCGACAAAAUCCCCGCUCUUCGAUCCCCGGACCCGUGCCCCAACUGAUAAAAAUGCCAUCUUUCUCCACGUCCCGGCCAAAACGGCCGCUCUGCUGCUCGAAGCGGCUCUCAGAAUUCACAACCACAGCGAGAACGAGCGCGAGAGCAAGAACAAGAACAGCGGCGAGAGCAAUCCUUCUUCUACGAAACCCGCUGGCGUUGGGAUCUUCGGCUCGCUGCUGAGAAGGCUGUCGAAACAGCGGAAGUUCAGAGGACGAGCGGGGGAGGAAGCCGGCGAUCAUGGGUCGACGCUUUCGGUGAGGGACAUUCUGAGGCCGAGAAGAUCUUUCCGCACGAGCAAAGAAGACGACGAAGAGUUCGUGGGUUCAUUCUUAGCAGCAAAAGAGGUCGCUUUUGUCGCCAAAUCAAGGUUAGAUGCAGAGCCUUCUUAUAAUUCAUCAUCAAGCGAAAGCGAAAGCGAAAGCGAAAGCGAGAGCCCCCGUCCAUUUAUGCUCCGAAAGAGCCCGCCGUCCGGUCGCCGCACUCCGGAAUUCCAGUCGCCGGCGGCAUCGCCUAGACCCCAUGACCCGAAGGACGAGGACAAUCGCGAAGCAAUGAGCUUGAAGAAAUUCGAAGAGCGAGAAGCCGAGGGGGAGGAGGAUGAAGAGGAAGAGAAGGAGCAGUGCAGUCCCGUGUCCGUGUUGGACCAUCCGUUCGAGGAUGACGAUGACGAGCGCACCACCGAGGAUUACGACGGUGACAAAGGUUACGCUUUCGACUACGAGAGCAGCUACGCCCUCGUGCAGAGAACAAAGCAGCAGCUCCUGCAGAAGCUUUACAGAUUCGAGAGGCUCGCGGAGCUAGACCCAGUUGAGCUGGAGAAGCGAAUGCUGGAACAGAUCAGCGAUGAGGAAGAUGGCCCAGAAGAGGUGAUGUCUAAGGAUCAUGACGACGAUAUCGAACCUGUGAGUACAGAAAAAGGCGGCGACGGUUUCGCCAAACAAUCCCUGACUAGGCCGAGCCUUUGUGCUCUGAGGAAUGUGAGAGUCCCAAGUGAGAUGAGGAGGCUAAUCAUCAAUGAGGAUGAGCAAGGGAAGCAGGUUUAUGUGGUGGGGUCAUGGAAGGGGGUGGAUUUUAGUACCAUUGAUAUGAUGGUGGAUCAAGACUUCAUUAGAGAUGAGGUUGAUGGGUUGUGGAAGAGAAGCAAUAACAAGGACCAGGUGGGGGACACUGCAGCGGAGAUGGAGCUUGCUAUUUUAGGGUCAUUGGUACAAGAACUGACAGAGGAAUUAUCGUGUGGUUUUGGCAGCAACAAGUUCUAGGAAGGGUGGAAACUUUAUUUGAAAUGUUGAAGUCAAUCCCACCCGCCUGAUGAGUUCGAGUUGUGGUCGACAUUCACUUGAAGAGGAUUUGAAAACUGAAGCAUUUGGUUGGGGGAGUGUAAGCUAACUCGCGCCUUUGGAGGGAUGGAGACUAACACUGGAGAUCAUCUGAACACGAAAACAGAAGGAAACAAGAAAGAAAAGACAGACAUUUAGUGAAAUGAGAGGAUCUUAAAUUGUAGUAGUAUGUGUACGUAUGUACUUUUUUUGGGCCAUCUAUGUAUAUGUAUAUAUGUAUGAAUAGUUAAGCAAUGGAGAAUGUGGUCUGAUUGCUGAGAGGCAUGACAUGCAGCAA